Cimex lectularius (bed bug) is the source of this 1581-nucleotide messenger RNA. It is a transcript of the gene CkIIbeta, whose product is annotated as casein kinase II subunit beta. Lineage: Eukaryota; Metazoa; Arthropoda; Insecta; Hemiptera; Cimicidae. Gene Ontology annotation, cellular component: protein kinase CK2 complex; cytoplasm. Bases 232 to 903 code for a protein of 223 amino acids. The record is from RefSeq and is a predicted model, not a curated record. Gene Ontology annotation, molecular function: protein kinase regulator activity. The transcript is spliced from 6 exons.
GUAAAGCCUCCAUGUUGAAUUUUUCUCGGAGAAAUACGAGUAGGGAAAUUUUACACCCGAUCUCCGUAAAAAGGGAAAUUUUCUUAUAAACUGUAGUUCUUUACGGAAACACUGGUUGGAAGUAGGAUGGCAUCUUCUAUGGAUCUUACGAAUUUGUCGUAAGAGGACGCAGGACUUAUGUGAAACUGGAUUGGAUCUUAAAGCGUGGCUAAUCAAGGUACAAAGAGGAAAAUGAGCAGUUCAGAGGAGGUGUCGUGGAUAUCAUGGUUUUGUGGCCUUAGGGGCAACGAGUUCUUCUGCGAAGUGGAUGAAGAUUAUAUACAAGAUAAAUUUAAUUUGACAGGUCUUAAUGAACAAGUUCCACAUUACCGUCAUGCACUGGAUAUGAUAUUAGAUUUGGAACCAGAUGAUGAUGUUGAUGAUGCUAAUACCCAAUCAGAUUUAAUUGAACAAGCUGCAGAAAUGUUGUAUGGGCUUAUUCAUGCCAGGUACAUAUUAACAAAUCGUGGAAUAGGACAGAUGAUAGAAAAAUAUCAGUCGGGAGAUUUUGGUAAUUGCCCAAGAGUAUACUGCGAAUCACAACCUCUGCUGCCUAUAGGUUUAUCUGAUGUUCCCGGAGAGGCUAUGGUGAAAUCUUACUGCCCAAAAUGCAUGGAUGUGUACACACCAAAAUCAUCACGCCACCACCACACUGAUGGGGCUUAUUUUGGCACUGGCUUUCCUCAUAUGUUAUUUAUGGUUCACCCUGAAUACAGGCCAAAGCGACCAAGCAACCAAUUUAUUGCAAGGUUAUAUGGCUUUAAAAUCCAUCCUUUAGCUUACCAAAUUCAACAUCAGGCAUCAGCAGCAGCUAAUCUUAAGCCUCCUUUGCGAUUGACGUACAACAAUGGGGGGAAACGUUGACAAUGUUAGAUGGAUAAUGUGCCAGUCCUAAUCAAUAUGUCAUUCCUGAAUGUAGCUUCUUUUUGGCCUGUUAAACAAAAAACAUCGUAUGGCAAAACUAAAUUCUUGUAUUUAUUAAUUUAAAUUGCAGAUUAUUAACUCACAUUUUACAGGAUAUGUGUAUGUAUUUUAUUAAAAUAUCGUUAUAUUUAGUUGAUUGAAGGAGAAAUAAAAACUAGAGGUUUGUUUAUGGGGGGGAGGCAGAUUUUUGUUAUAACUAGGUAGUAUGACAAGAUUUCUCAAAAUUAUUUUUAAGAAACUUCCCAACUAAAAAAAAAUUUCAUUCAUAUUUUUAAAAAAAGUACAAUCUGAAUAAAUUAUUAGAUGAUGUAGGACGUUAUGAAGGAGUAGAGUUGCAAGCCUUCCCUCAUCAGCAUUAAUUAUUUCAAGAAAAAGAACCUUUUUUUAAUCCUUAGAAAUAUAAUAUGACAGUUUCAGUGUUUUAAAAUUAUAUGAUUUUUAUCUUUACUAUUGCCUUGCAUCUAAACGAUCAGUCAUACAAUCAAUUUUGAUGCAAUUUAAUUUUAGGGGAAAGUACUGAUUGAGGUGAAAUUUAAUUUAUACUUUUAUAAGUGUUUUGUUUUAAAUCAACAAAAUAUCACUUUCAUUUGUACAGUAUAAUAAAUAAAACAAUAGAAG